AUGGUUCACAAUGAAAGGAGCCUAGAUCUCCUGGAUGGAAUUCUUGUAUACUUGGCUUGGUAUCAGUUUUAUUAUAUUCCCAAGAAAGAACAGUUCAACCAACUACUCCAUAUCGCAAUUGGCAUGGUUGAUGACAUGGGACUGAACCUCAGACCUGCCGAGGCAAUGAGUAGGAAGGUGGGACUUCGAUUGACACAUUAUCGCAAAGUCUCUACACCUUCAGCGAACCACGAUGAAUUUUUUACCCGAGAAGCCCGCCGAGCAUACUUGGGAUGCUUUUAUCUUUCGAGCAUCACCGGCUGGGUGACAAUGAAGCCAAAUGGUAUCCAAUUUCAAAACUAUAUGAUUGAAUGUGCGACAUCGCUGGGUCAAGAAUUGGAGCAUCCAACGGACGCAUUGAUUUUACCACUAGUCCAGCUUCAAAACAUGGCCGAGGUGAAUCACUGCAGUCUUUCAACUGCUGGUAACACUAUAUGUGACCACUUGAAUGGCCUAGAUCUUGAAAUGAAGGUUCAAUCCUUUCAAGCCGAAUUUAAACAGUGGAAGAACUCGCUUCCACUUAUAUAUCAGCAACCAAACGGGAUGAACCUGGCUUGCGAGGUUGCUGUGAUGCAUGUCUACGAGAUGGAUCUCGUCAUCUCUGUAGCGAAAAUGCGGCAAAAUACGGAUUCUUUGAAACAUUCAACAAGCUCAUCUUUUACGUCUCAAAUUCACCUGGAGGUGCUCUUUCUCUGUCUAAAAUCGGCGGAGCAGCUCGCUCAGAAUUUCCUCUCUAUCCCAACAUCUGAAUACGGCAGUCUCUCUUACAUGCAGUGGUCUGGCAUCAUAUAUUUACUAUCCCUAAGGGUUCUGGCAUUCAAGUGGACUCUCUAG
Messenger RNA from Penicillium samsonianum, 873 nucleotides. RefSeq names its product fungal specific transcription factor domain-containing protein. Gene Ontology annotation, cellular component: nucleus. Bases 1 to 873 code for a protein of 290 amino acids. Gene Ontology annotation, biological process: regulation of DNA-templated transcription. The record is from RefSeq and is a predicted model, not a curated record. Gene Ontology annotation, molecular function: DNA-binding transcription factor activity, RNA polymerase II-specific; transcription cis-regulatory region binding. Lineage: Eukaryota; Fungi; Ascomycota; Eurotiomycetes; Eurotiales; Aspergillaceae. The transcript has 4 exons.